GACAUCAGUACCGACUCCUUCAACAAGUCAAUAACAAGAUGAAGAACAUUACAGUGAUACUGUGUCUUGCACUUGUUGCAGUUGUCUUCGUGACUCUCAGUGAAGGUCACGGGCAUGGCCACGGUCACGGUCAUGGACAUGGUCACGGUCAUGGGCAUGGUCACGGACAUGGUCACGGGCAUGGUCAUGGACAUGGUCACGGACAUGGUCACGGACAUGGUCACGGUCACGGACACGGUCAUGGACAUGGUCACGGGCAUGGUCACGGACAUGGUCACGGACAUGGUCACGGUCACGGACACGGUCAUGGACAUGGUCACGGACAUGGUCACGGGCAUGGUCACGGACAUGGUCAUGGACACGGACAUGGUCACGGACAUGGUCACGGUCAUGGUCACGGACACGGUCACCACGGCUGAAACAAGGAAAAGACUAGGCGUGAAGAUUUGGCUGAAAUCUUUUGGGAGACUAUGGGAAUUCUUUCUGAAAUAAAAUAUAAUAAGAUUCA
This is a messenger RNA of Haliotis rufescens (red abalone), 508 nucleotides long. RefSeq lists its product as uncharacterized. The record is from RefSeq and is a predicted model, not a curated record. The transcript has 3 exons. Lineage: Eukaryota; Metazoa; Mollusca; Gastropoda; Lepetellida; Haliotidae. Bases 115 to 492 code for a protein of 125 amino acids.